Molecule: messenger RNA, 1813 nt
Organism: Chilo suppressalis (striped riceborer)
Lineage: Eukaryota; Metazoa; Arthropoda; Insecta; Lepidoptera; Crambidae
Source: the annotation of a GenBank genome assembly
ACUUAAGACUAGGCUAUAUGGGCAUUGUUUCCUUUGCCUUUCUUAAAAAGGGAGAAUCUUAAAAAAAAUAAAAAACGGCAAACGUCUAGCCGGCACUACACAUAGGUAUUCGUAUUAGCUAUUUGUAAACUAGACAAUAGUCUCUCUUUUUCAUUCCUUAAAGAGCAUGAUAAGGAAAACCUCUGAAAAUGACAAAUAGCAAACUCGAACAGCCAACUGAAUUGUGAAGUGCCGGUAAUAAAAGUAAUAGGUAAAACCAUCUAAAUAGUCUGUGGGUAAAACAGCAUACAUGCCAUGCCCGAGCUGCAUGUCCGGUCCGCCCGCUAAAAUUUUUUUAAUCAGAAAUAAUUGAUCAACAAAUUUAGUUGCAGUUCUAAGAAAUGGAAAUCGAAAUAUUGAGCGUCUCGCGUUCUAAACCAUUAGGAAAAAUACAUUUAAAAGCUACUGCUACUGUAAAAGACGUAAAAGAAAAAGUCUAUCAAAAUGUGAAUAAGUCUCUGUAUCCCGAUCGCCAAGCUAUUAAAUUAGAAGCUAAAGGGAAAACUCUAAACGAUGAGGAUUCGCUCAAAGCCCUUAAUAUACAAGGUGGCGAUAAAUUGUAUUUGAAAGAUUUAGGACCACAAAUUUCCUGGAAGAAUGUAUUUUUGGCUGAGUAUGCUGGUCCCUUCUUCGUUUAUUUAUGGGUAUAUCAACGUCCAUGGCUUAUUUAUGGUUAUCAACCAGGUGCAUCAGGAAACAUUGCUACUGUUGCUGCAGUAUGUUGGUGUGCCCAUUAUGCCAAGAGAAUUCUAGAAACAGUGUUUGUUCAUCGUUUUUCUCAUGGUACAAUGCCAUUGCGGAACCUAUUUCGCAAUUGUGCAUAUUAUUGGCUGUUUACACUAUAUGUAGCAUACCAUAUAAAUCAUCCCCUGUACACUCCACCAUGUGACACUUGGUUCUAUGUAGGUCUUUCUGGUUUCAUACUCUGUGAAUUGGGAAAUCUGAGUAUUCAUAUUCUUUUGAAAAAUCUGCGACCUCCUGGCACUAAAGUCAGACGUGUGCCUGUUCCUGAUGGCAAUCCUUUGUCAUUACUCUUCAACUUUGUUUCCUGCCCUAAUUACACAUACGAAUUUGGAUCAUGGUUGUUCUUUACUAUUAUGACCAAAUGUGCUCCAGCGGGCUUAUUUGCGGCAGCCGGAUUCUACCAAAUGGCUGUCUGGGCCAUUGGAAAACACCGUAACUACAAAAAAGAAUUCCCCGAAUACCCCAAAGGGCGCAAAGCUAUUUUACCAUUUAUUUUAUAAAUGUUAUUAAAUAGGUAACGGCAGCGCUGUUUUGUCACAAAAUGCACUGCUGAUGAUGUUUCCGUAGGCAUGCAAUGUAUUUUCAGAUAAUUUCAGCGGGUAGAUUGUACAAUAUUGAUAUACUACUAUAUUAAUGACGGAAACAGUUUUAAUUUUAACUUAUUCUUAUUUUAUUAUAUAUAUAUAUAUAGGUGCGGGGUUUGAAAGGGUGAAGGUUUGCGGUUAUGAAAGAUAAGAGAUUAUCUAUGCAAUAUUAAACCAUGAUCUAUUUUUAUUUACAAAGGUUUAAUUAGUUUCUUAGUGGUGUGAUUUGUGGAAACGAAUAAGUUAAUUAAUAUUUUAUUAAUCAGUCAUUAAUUAAGAACGUUUAAUGAUAUCUUUUAUUUCCAGUUUUAGCUUACAUAUUAUGUGUUACUUGCUGUAUUUGUGAAUUUUGUUCUAAAUUUAUUUUUUCAUUAAAUAUGUAAUUGUCAUUUUUUACUCGGAAGCUAUGCAUUUAUCCGCGCAAAUAAAAAGAUUUUCUAAAUUAC